Molecule: messenger RNA, 1395 nt
Organism: Spodoptera littoralis (African cotton leafworm)
Lineage: Eukaryota; Metazoa; Arthropoda; Insecta; Lepidoptera; Noctuidae
Source: the annotation of a GenBank genome assembly
AGGAUGAAGGUCUUAAUAUUAUGCCUGGCCUUCGCAGCUGUGACUCUGGCAAUGCCAGUAGCCGAAGAGAAACCUGAUGUGGCUGCACAAGCUCCAUCAGUUGCGGCAAAACCUGAAGAGAUCAACGACCAACCCGCUCCAGCAGAAGACAAGAAAGUCGAGGAAGCUCCUCAAUCAAAAGAAGCUGAAAAAGAACCUGAAGCCAAGAAUGCACCUGUAGAAGAAAAAAAACCUGAAGUCAAAGACGAACCUGAAAAGGCCCCAGAACCUCAAGCGAAAGAAGUUGUACCUGAAGUAAAAUCAGCAGAACCUGAACCUGAAAAGAAACCUGAAUCCAGUGAUUCUGCAGAAUCAAAAUCUGAAGAGAAAGUUGUAGAGCCAGAAUCUAAGCCAGUUGACGAGCCUAAACCGGCUGAGGAGCCUAAACCAGUUGAGGAGCCCAAAGCUGCUGAAGUGCCAGCUAUAGUAAAUGAGGUACCCAAGGAUGCAUCUGCUAAGGCAGCUGCGUUGCCCGAGGAAAAUAUUGACGUUGUUACUGCUGUGAAAAAUGAUGCCGGUAUCGCUGAUGACGUCAUGAUGCCCGAUGUUUUGAUCCCAACUCCAGUGAAGAAAAUUGACUUGCCUGAGGUACCAGCCGCUGUCGUUGAACCUGAACCAAAAAAAUCUGAACCAUCUGCUCCCGUGGAAGAACCUGCUAAGGCUGAGGUAAGCAAACCAGAAGAACCUAAAGAAGAAGUUAAGGCUGCAGAGACCGCCUCCGAUGCUGUGCCUGCUGUCCCAAAAUCGGAAGAGAGUUCUGAGGAUAGCCUACGUGUAGUCCGUAACACAGUCGAUGGUAAACUGGUUGUUGCUGCUGAGGACAAACCUGAGCCUGCUGCUGAAAACAAACCUGAGGCAGUUGCGGAAAGCAAACCUGAGCCAGUAGCUGAAAGCAAAGCUGCACCUGUUGAAGAGAAGAAACCUGAAGUUGUUGAGGCGAGCAAACCUGAUUCUGUUGUAGAAAGCAAACCUGAACCCGCUGUAGAAUCCAAAUCCGCGCCAGUCUCAGAGAACAAACCCGUUGAAGAAGCUAAACCAGAGGCUCAGCCUGCCGAAGCUGCCAAAGAAGCAGAGGUUCCCAAAGAAGUAAAGAAAGAUGAGGCCGAACAAAAAGAAUCAAAAUCAGGCGAUGUUGCUGCACCUGAGCCUGCAGCUAAAGAAGAGCCUGCCCCAGCGCCUGCUGUUGAAGAGAAAAAGUCUGACAACAAAGAGGUUGUACCUGAGAAGAGCGAACCAGCUCCUGCUAAACAGGAGCAGCCUUUAAACGACAAACCGUCAAGCUCAAGUGAGGAAAGCGCGAGCGAAGAAUCAAAAGAAACCUCAUCUGAAGAGAAAACUGGAGCUCCUGAAUCUUAG